Cooperia oncophora is the source of this 483-nucleotide messenger RNA. The record is from the annotation of a GenBank genome assembly. NCBI's taxonomy places the organism in Eukaryota, Metazoa, Nematoda, Chromadorea, Rhabditida, Trichostrongylidae.
AUGAGUGAAGUAUACAAAUCAUGGUUCCAUUCAGGUGAACACCCACGAUUUAGCAAGUACAAGAACGCGGGAAGAGCUGCUGAGCAACAAGCACGGCGCAGGGAAGAUGCAAUCGAAAGACAGCGUAAUAGCCGCUUUGACCAUUUCAAUCACACGAGGAGACUAGCUGAAAAUGUGAGUGAUGAUGAGGUUGAAGUCGUCGAGCAGCUGAAGAUGGAUGGCGAAGAAGUGCCUCAAGAUCUACGGAAGAAGCACCACAAGUCGAGGUAUGCGGAUGAGCUGAUGCUCAGUGAAUGGCUCGUGGACAUUCCGGAACAGCUAUCAUCCGAAUGGAUGAUGGUGCCGUCGCCAGUUGGUAAACGGGUACUAGUAGUGGCAGCAAAGGGUGCCACAACUGCAUAUAACAAAGCCGGUAAAACCAUUACACAAUUCCGAUCUCGAUUACCAGGAGGAUCUGGGAAAGUCAAGUGGGCUAUUCCUAUU